Messenger RNA from Syngnathoides biaculeatus (alligator pipefish), 2335 nucleotides. Its product is annotated as circadian-associated transcriptional repressor. The transcript is spliced from 6 exons. The record is from RefSeq and is a predicted model, not a curated record. NCBI's taxonomy places the organism in Eukaryota, Metazoa, Chordata, Actinopteri, Syngnathiformes, Syngnathidae. Gene Ontology annotation, molecular function: RNA polymerase II cis-regulatory region sequence-specific DNA binding. Gene Ontology annotation, biological process: circadian regulation of gene expression; negative regulation of DNA-templated transcription. Gene Ontology annotation, cellular component: nucleus. Bases 276 to 1253 code for a protein of 325 amino acids.
UCCACCGGGGCAAAUGGGCGCGUUGGCCGCCCGUGACCACGCCCUCGCAGACACGUUGUCUCGGGAGAAACAACACGGGCUCAGCUCGUUGGGUCGCGAGACCUCCGCAUUCGCUCCACUCACGUACGGCACGUCUGCUCAGCUCCCGGUCCGAAGACGAGCUCCGUUCCCCUCGCCGAACAAAGGAACAGGACCGGUCCGCUCCACAGAGGAAGGAAGGAAGGAAGGAAGGAAGGUCAGUGAUGGUCAAUGGUAGUUAAAACCUGCCGCCAAGGAUGUCUGCUACUGAUUCGGACAACUCCAUCGACUGGCUCGCGAGUGACACUGAGGACAGCACCAGCGAACAGGAGUCAGAGAGGACCUACGACCAGUCAGGUGCCCCUCCAACUGACAGCCGCUGGAGCCAUGAGGCGUCCACACGGGGGUCUCCCUCCAGCUGUAUGGAAACAUGGGGCAGGAAUGCCAUUGAACUGUGUAAAACACAACAAGGCGAGAUGAUGAAGCGACGCCGCAGCUUCACAGAGGAGGAGGGAGGACGAAUCAUUUCCAGUCAGUCCGAGAAGGAACGACUUUUCACCCGAAAGUGUAUUGAGCUCCAAUGCUACAUUCAACCACUGUCAUCAAUCUUGAAUGGCCUUCGUUCAGGGAGAUACAGAGAAAGACUCAGCGGUUUCCAAGAGAGUGUUGCCAUGGACAGAAUCCAAAGGAUCCUGGGUGUUCUACAGAAGCCCUACUUGGGGGAGAAAUACAUUAGUAUCAUUCUUAAAAUGGAGGAAAUGCUGAAAAGUUGGUUCCCUAAUGUAAAACCCCUCCACCAACUGGCCGUCACCCACACAGAAGAAGGCGUUCCUGCCAAGAAACUAAAGCUUUCCCAUGCGACACCAACUGCAGCAGUGAGCCCCGUCACCAUCGCCGAUACUCUGGUGGCAGCCAAACCUCUUCGGGUCACCGACCUCACACCUCCCGGAGCUUACUCAGCAAACAAUCUGAAAUGGCUUCACACGUCCCCCAUCUGCUCCCCAACAGCAGAGCAGGCCCAGGCCGCCCCCCGGAACAUGGCGACCCCUAGAGACUUAACGCAGGACAGUGCCGUGUCCUCCACCACAGACAGCCCCGCAAACACAGACUCCACGCCCAAAGGUCCUCCGCAGGGUAAAAUCAACGCGCCUUGUCUAGAGCGCCUCCUCAAGUCGACGGAAAGCAUCAUCACCCGCAAGAAGACAUCAGAUUUGAUGAACAGCAGCUGGUCCUAGUCAAUAUGGCGGGGGCUGCUUACCCUGCAGCCGAGUCUUGACUACCAGCGAGGCCAGUUUAGCUCGCUUCACUCAUUCCAGCCUUCAGGGGAGACCUGAGCCUCCAAAAGGGAUGCGACAGGUUUACUUUUUAGUGUGAAAGACAAACAUGUUGUAUUCUGUGUGUGGGAAUGUGCCCUCUCUGACAUGACAAGUGUCUGAUAUAUUUCCCUUUGUUGACUUUUUUUGGUUGUUGUUGUUGUUGUCGUUUGCACUCUUUGGUAGCGUUUUUGACGGCGGGGAGGAGAGCAAUUUCACCCUAACUGGAGCGACGUCCCACUGUAGAUCCGAUGGUUCCGUUUCGUGUAAGCGCCAUUUUGCCUGAGAGGUGAAGGAAGUCAAACAUAUUGUUGUGCUGAAAUGUGACAUUAUUUUCGUCUCCUUUUAAUGACUCCGCUCUGUUAAGUUUAUUUUUGGGACUGUUACUAAUUUUCAUACUUUGAAAAUACUUUGUCUUUUUUGGUACAACUGUUCUACCUCAGAGGGCGUCACAUCACAGUUGACGAGCAUGCGUAGGAAUGUAAAAGCAUUGCUCGCCCUCUCUGGACACCUCAGCGGAUCUGCAGUGAACCCGAUGGUAACAAACUGAGCUCUGAAGCACGAGAUUCCCUGCACAGGGAUGAGUCCCACCACAGGGAUCCCUCUCGCGGUGCCAUUUUAAAGAAUGUCCACUUUGAGUUUCCCAGUAGAAGGCAAACAGUGCCUGUAAUGUCAUGCUGUGCCUGCACGCCGCUUCUAAUAAAGCAAGUGAAGUCUCGGGAUUUCCUGCGGCAAGGCUGGAUUGUACAAGUCAGGAAUUGUCACUCUCCUGCCAUUCAUUCUCUUAGAAAGCGUAAAUUAUUCAGUUUUUGCCAACCUGUUUCUGUGGUAGAGUAGAACAAUUUGUGUUUUGCCACAGAACUGAGGCAGUAUGUUAAAACAGCAGAGGACAAGGUUUUUCUCUUUGUAAGCCUGACAAGACAGCUUAUUGAUUUACUCUGAAAAGUGGCCUUUAUAGUGUGAAAUUUUAUACUUUCAAAAUAAAUGUGUGCAUAUUUGUUCAA